AUGCCUGCAGGUAUCGAGGUGCCGAUGUUCGAUCUCCACCACCACACCAACCCACCCGACUCCUCAACCAUAGCUCCCCUCCACCCCUACAUCCCUGCUGUGGACUACUUCCUCAGCGGCAUCUGCUUCCUAUGUGUCCUACUGGGACUCCCAGCCAACAUAUCCACCCUCAUCUACUUUAUCCGACAGAAGAAGGACCUCCCCACCAGACUCUACCUCGUUCUAUCCCUGGUGGAUAUCCUAACCUGCUUCACUCUCAUCCCCACAGGCAUCAGCUUCGCAAUGGACCGGGAACCAGCUCUCUUCGGUAACGACCUCUUCUGUCAGCUGUGGGGCAUAGUAUGGGUCAUAGUUCCCUUCCUGUCAGUGUACCUGGUCUGUGUGUUGAGCAUCUCCAGGACCAUAACCCUCCUCAACCCUCUGGGAGUGGUCAGUAAGGACGCAGUCACGUGGUCAAUUGGUCUCUACACCUGUUAUCUGUUCCUGAGGAUAAUGGUCCCGAUAGUGAACGACAGUGCCCAUUUCAUCUACUCUAAGUCUGAUGUUUACUGCUGGGAAGGAAGUCAGGCUAAUUGGUAUAUGUACUAUGAUCUGGCUACAGGAGUACUACAGCUGGCAGCCCCUAUCCUGCCCAUUUGUAUAAGCUGCAUCCUCUCAUCAGUCUCCAUCGCACGAUCCAUCAAACUAACCCACAACAACAGAUCCGUCAACAACCUCAAGUUGGAAGCGACCAUCACAAUCCUGCUGGUAACAGCCGUCUACAUCGCCUGUAACAUCCCCGUGUUUGUGUUCUGGACUAUCUACAUAGCGGACGGGUUCACCGUUCCUAGAGACAGUCAGUUUCUGUACUGGCACAGUUGGGGGCUCUCCUACGUGGUGUUGGUGGGGUGCAAUGCUGCUCUCAACCCAAUCGUCAUGAUGUGCAGGAUGAGGAGACUGAGGCAGUGUUUCAAGGGUCGGCGAGGGGGAGCUAUGAGACUCAGACCCUUGAGAUCCAAGAGCACGUCGUGUCGUGAUCCUUAUAUUAUCCCUGCUGGUCAGGGUGCAACAUGUCAGGUCUAUCAGUUAUCCCCUGAUUCUCACCCCAGUUCCUCAGAUCUUGUAUAA
This is a messenger RNA of Bolinopsis microptera, 1107 nucleotides long. RefSeq names its product kappa-type opioid receptor-like. Gene Ontology annotation, biological process: G protein-coupled receptor signaling pathway. Gene Ontology annotation, cellular component: plasma membrane. The coding region runs from base 1 to 1107 and encodes 368 amino acids. The record is from RefSeq and is a predicted model, not a curated record. The transcript is spliced from 2 exons. Lineage: Eukaryota; Metazoa; Ctenophora; Tentaculata; Lobata; Bolinopsidae. Gene Ontology annotation, molecular function: G protein-coupled receptor activity.